Centruroides sculpturatus (bark scorpion) is the source of this 1906-nucleotide messenger RNA. Its product is annotated as suppressor of tumorigenicity 7 protein homolog. The record is from RefSeq and is a predicted model, not a curated record. Gene Ontology annotation, molecular function: protein binding. The transcript has 13 exons. NCBI's taxonomy places the organism in Eukaryota, Metazoa, Arthropoda, Arachnida, Scorpiones, Buthidae. The coding region runs from base 282 to 1469 and encodes 395 amino acids.
GUGUAUAAUAAAUAAUUUAAUUUUAGAUUUUUGAGUGGUGGUAUUUCAGAAAAUAUGGCACUUCAUUCAUCGAGCAAGUUUCUCUUAAUCAUAUUUCUCCCUGGUUAGGGGGAAGUGACAAUACUAGUGAAAAUGGUAAUUCUAAUGGAGGAGGGGGUACUGGAAAUCAACAAACAGCACCAGAAUGUAAAGUAUGGCGUAAUCCACUUAGCCUCUUUCGUGGGUCUGAAUAUAAUCGUUUUUCCUGGACGACAAAUAAAGAGCCAUUAACUUAUUAUGACAUGAAUUUGUCAGCCCAAGAUCAUCAGACAUUUUUUACUUGCGAAUCAGAUGGUGGUAAACCAGAAUAUGAGAUUAUGCAGACGGCUUGGCGAGAGAGGGAUCCUCAAGCCAGAAUUAAAGCCGCGCAUGAAGCAUUAGAAAAAAAUUCUGAAUGCGCACCCGCUUACAUUUUGUUGGCCGAAGAGGAAACGACCACCAUUCUAGAAGCAGAGAAAUUAUUUAAACAAGCCCUCAAAGUUGCAGAAAUUAAUUAUAGGAAAAGUCAACAAUCACAACAUCAGAGUCCUGCUCAGGAAGCAUUACAUAGAAGAGACACAAAUGUUUUGGUCUACGUCAGGCGAAGAUUAGCAAUGUGUGCAAGAAAGUUGGGAAAGUUAAGAGAAGCAGUAAAAAUGAUGCGUGAUCUUAUAAAAGAAUUUCCAAUGAUGAAUGUGUUCAACAUUCACGAAAAUUUAAUAGAAGCUUUGCUUGAAAUGCAAGCUUAUGCAGAUGUUCAAGCAGUCUUAGCAAAAUACGACGAUAUUAAUUUGCCAAAGUCUGCCACGAUUUGCUAUACUGCGGCACUACUCAAAGCGAGAGGAGUCAGCGACAAAUUUUCUCCAGAUGUGGCUUCGAAACGAGGACUAAGUACGGCGGAGAUGAAUGCAGUGGAAGCAAUUCAUCGAGCUGUAGAAUUCAAUCCUCAUGUUCCCAAGUAUCUUCUAGAAAUGAAAAGUCUCAUUUUACCUCCCGAACAUAUUUUAAAACGAGGAGACAGCGAAGCCAUUGCCUAUGCUUUUUUUCAUCUGCCUCAUUGGAAGAGAGUUGAAGGAGCUUUAAAUCUUCUCCACUGUACAUGGGAAGGAACAUUUAGAAUGAUUCCUUAUCCAUUGGAGAAGGGUCAUUUGUUUUAUCCCUAUCCAACUUGCACCGAAAGUACGGACAAAGAACUACUUCCAGCAUUCCAUGAUGUUUCAGUGUAUCCCAAAAAGGAGUUACCCUUCUUCAUCCUGUUCACAGCCGGACUUUGCUCCUUCACUGCACUUCUGGCUCUUUUAACUCAUCAAUAUCCAGAACCCAUGGGAGCAUUAGCAAGAACUUUUAUUUCACAGGUGAUAAGUUGGUUAUCUCUACCUUUAAGUUAUAUCAUGGAAAAAGUGGAAGCAAUUUUGCCUUCCAGUCUCCUACACCAAUUGUCACGCAUCUGAUCUUCCUUCUGCUCCAAAGACCACAAACUGUUACCGGUGCAGCUUCUUGCCAAAUGCACCGCAUUUUAUCUCAAGACGCCGCCGCCGCCGCCCGGGUACAAUUAAUAAAUGUUAUUGGUAGAAAAGGAUUGUCUGGCGUGGAAAAACUCUCUCGAAACGUAAUGCGUCUGUCGUCUUAAAAAAUUUUCCAAAGGAAAAAAACGUGCUUCUUUUGUACUUCCAUCUCUAAUGUUAAACGUGAUAUUUUUUUGAAAUGUUGAUAGCAGCAUAUCGAAACGUCGCCACGUCGGCCGAAGUGAGUUCGAAUACUUUGUGAGAUAAGUGCUCCAUACUCUCCUUUUGUUGUCGUAUCAGUACGGAUUUUACUGCACAAAAAUUGUAGUGUGUUGUUUUUUAAUGUACAAAAAAUGUGACUGCUAAUAAACAUUGAGCAAACA